AUGAGUAGAUCUCGUUCACCUAAAUAUCGUCAAUCUAGACGAGAACAUUCUCCGGAUGAUAUGAUUGAUCAAUUGAAUAUUCGUUCUCGAACUUGUUAUUCAUUUGCUCCAUCACAACGGAAGGAUAAUGGACACGAAGAUAAUUGUGAAUGUAGACGCCCUCAGGACGAACAUUCAGAUAAAAACCAAAUAGGAAAUUCACGAUGGACCAUGGAAUUAAAUACUCGAGAAGAAAUUAAUGCUGAACACGGUCAACUUCCGAAUGGUGCACAGUUUGUUCGAUUAGCUUUGGAUACACCGAAAGAAAAAGCUGAAAAAAUUCUUCUCCAUGCUUGGAAACUUCCAGAACCUUCAUUUAUUGUGUCAGUUGUUGGUGGUGCAAAACAUUUUAAAAUGAGUGAUCAACUUGAAACAAAUUUUAUAAAUGGUCUUAUUGAUCUAGUUAACAAAUCAGAUGCAUGGCUAGUUACAAAUGGAUAUGCUACUGGUAUAGUACGACUGGUUGGAGAAGCAAUUCAUCAAUUUGAAUUAUCAAGAUUCAAUGAAAAUCCCAUCACUGCUAUUGGUAUUUGUAAAUGGGGUUGUAUAAUGGAUGUAGACAAAAUAACGCUUCCAAUGGAUGAAGAAACACAGCAGUUAACUACUCAUACAUUGGAUGUUACUCCCAAUAAUAGAUUAAAACAACGUCGUUCUGGUGAAUGGGAUCUUGAAAUGCAUCAUAGUCAUUAUCUUAUGUUAGAUGAUGGUACUACUCGCAACUAUGAUACACAAAAUUAUCGAACACAUCUAGUCACUCAUAUGGCAAAAAUAAACAAUGAACAUGAUUUUUUCGUACCUGUGGUUACUAUUAUGGUUGAAGGUGGUCUAGAUUCAAUAGAAAAUAUAUAUUAUGAUUUAAGAUCCAAUAUUCCUGUUAUUAUUAUUGAUGGUAGUGGUCGUGCUGCUGAUUUUUUUACUCGUUGGUUACUAUGGACGAAGGAUCUUGAUAAUGAUGUUGAAAAUCAAGAUAUUGUCUGUGAAAUUGAAGAACUGGAUGAUGAAGAUGACAUAAAACAAUUUACUAAAGUUAUGUAUUGUCUACAACCAGCUGUUCGUUUUCAUUUAACUGUAUUCAAUUUAAAUUCCGACACUGAUUUAUCAGAAACAAUUUUCCGCAGUAUUUGUCGCUCACGUCAAAGAUUCAUAAAAAUGAAAGAACAAAAAACUAAUGAGCAACUGGAAACGCGUAGAAGAAGAUUAGCAAAAUUAAAUUCUGGCAAACAAAAAACUGAUGAUCUAGCAGAUCGUUCUAAGAUUAUGAAAAAGGAUCAAGUUGCAGAACAAACAAGACUACUUGAUUUAGCAAUGAAAUGGGAUUGUAUUACCGUUGCAAGAGAAUUUAUAUUUCAAAACUCAUUAGAUAAUAUUUUGGGAAAAGAUAAAUAUUUUAUAAAAGCUUUGAAAGAAAAUUUACCAAACUUUGUCUAUGAAUUUCUUAAAUUAGGAAUUGAUCCAGCUAAUGUAUUCUUUUCAAAAAAACGACAUUCGGAAACAAAAUCUCGAUAUGCCAGAUUUAUCAAAGAGCUUUAUGAUAAUAAGUUAAUGGAUAUCGGUAAAACUCAUUUAAAAAAAUUUAUUCAAAUUAGUAAACAUGAUACUAGCAGAAUAAUUAAUGAUGUUGAAUCACUUAAUUUGCUUCUGAAGCAUCUUAUUGGUGCUUAUAUGUAUGAACUUUAUUUUGACACACUAGAAGACGAACACAAUUAUCAAAAAAAAUGGGGAUUAAUAGAGGAUUCUGGAACAUUAAAGCAAGAUGAAAAUGAAAAUACUAUAAACGAAAAAGAUUUAUUACUGAAGCCAGAAGAAAAAAAAGACUAUAAAUAUAUAAUGCGUGAUUUAUUUUUAUGGGCUGUUCUUAUGAAUCGUAUUGAGAUGGCCAAAGUUUUUUUAUCUUUUAUGAAAAAUCGAAUCUGUCCAGCAUUGAUUGCAACAAAAAUUUUAAAACAAUAUCAUUCAGUAGCAACCUAUGGUGAUUUAAAAAAGGCUUAUAUAAAGGAUGCAACAUAUUUUGAAAAAUAUGCCAUUACUUGUCUAGAUAAAUGUGAUGAUCAUGAUGUUCAUAAAUCAUGUGAAAUAAUUUUACGACAAAAUGAACUUUACGGAUAUGUUACUUGUCUUCAAGUAGCUUCUGACGCGCAAGAUAAAUUAUUUAUUGCAGAACCAGCUAGUAUAGAAGCUAUGAAUAAUAUUUGGUAUGAUAAACUUCAUCCGGAACAAGCAAGUUAUCGUCAUCGAUUGGCUUUGUUUUUUGGAAUUGUUUCACUUGGCCUUUUGGCUCCUGUAUUUGUUAAAUACAGAGAAAGCAAAGAGGCACGAAAAAGAAAGGAAGCUGUAUCAGAAAAGUUUCGAGAUAAUGGUAUUAAUUAUGGUGAUCCUAAACUGCUGGAAUAUCCACUCAUUCUUAGAUCACAAACAGAUAGUGCACCCAUUCUUUACCUGCGGAAACUGGCCAAAUUUCAUCGCUCGUUACCUAUGAAAUUUUGUUAUCAUGUGAUAACCUAUAUUUUCUUUCUUUUACUUUUCUCGUAUUUUCUUCUGUUCAAUUUCUCACCACCAAAAUCUCAAAGACCAUCAAUACAUUGGACUGAAAUAUUAACAAUUAUUCUUGUUUCAUGUAUUUUAAUAGAAGAAAUUCAUUAUUUUUUCACUCAAGACAGUUUAACCUUUGAAGGAAAAUUAGAAAGUUACAGGCGUGAUUAUUUUAAGCCCAUGACAAUACUUGCAAUUAUUCUUUUCUACAUUGGUUUAAUUCUAAGAUUUGCGAAUGCAGGUUCCGAAGAUAAAUUUAUGGCAGCCAGAAUUGUGAUGGCUAUCGAUCUCGAAAUUUGGUGGCUUCGUUGUCUAUCAUUCAUUAUUGUUAUACCAUAUCUUGGACCACAUCUGGUAGCUAUUUGGAAAAUGAUUCAAGAUCUUUUAUUUUUUAUGGUUAUUAUUGCAGUAGUGAUGAUUGGUUAUGGUGUUGCAUCUCGUUCAAUGGUUUAUUAUCCAAGAGCGAACAAUUUUACAAUGGAAACAGGUGGUUCUAUAAAUAAUAGUUUUGAUGGUAGAACUGUUUUUCGUCAUAUUAUAUAUCCUGUCUAUUAUUUCUUAUACGGAGAUUUUGGUGACGAAUUAACGAAUCUUGAUAGUAACCCGGAGGCUGGAUGGUCAAUUGCAGAUCAUGUAUUACUUGCUAUUCAUAUGAUAUUUGUGAAUAUUUUAUUAACUAAUUUACUUAUAGCCAUGUUUACUAAACGAUUUGACAAAGUCUAUGAAGAUACACGAAAUAUUUGGCAUUCACAACAAUAUUUAUUUACGCGUGAAUACUUCUCACGUUCACCAUUUUUACCACCAAUAAGUCUUUUGUAUGAUAUUUAUUAUUUGGCUCGUAUGUUUUUCUUCUAUAUAAGACGAAAACAUUUUCAAAAAUCAGCAGAUCGAGAUUCUCGCGUAUUCAAAAUUAUUUCCAAAAAGAAGCACACUAUAAAAGAAUGGAAUGAUUUUGAAGAUGCAUUCACAUCUGAAUAUGCUCACGACGAAGUAAAAGCCUUGAACAAUGCAUCUAUAAAAUCAAAAUCUGGAUCGGAUUCAGAUAAUAAAGAGAACAAAGACGAUAUGAUGAAAGAUCAUAGUGGUUUAACUGAUGCUAACAAUAAUCUGAAACAAGUACAAAAUGAUUUAAACAAGUUGAAAGUGCUUGUUGAAGGACUGAACAAAGAAUUGAAUGACGAAAUUGAAAAAAAAAUUAGUCAAAACGGAGAUCCAACUAAUCCAUGA
Rotaria sp. Silwood1 is the source of this 3795-nucleotide messenger RNA. The record is from the annotation of a GenBank genome assembly. NCBI's taxonomy places the organism in Eukaryota, Metazoa, Rotifera, Eurotatoria, Philodinida, Philodinidae.